UCUGUGGCGAGAGGAAAAGGGAAAGCGGGAGUGACUCGGUCAGUUCUCGAAGUUGUAAAGACACCGAAUAUCAGGCUGUUAAGACGUCCGUUAGGGCAGAGAGUUUACAGAGUCACCGGUGGAGAUCUCGGCUGCAAGUUCAUGCUUUUUUGCCUAUCGGGCCUUUAGAAGGAAAAGAAGAAACGGAAGGAGGGAACAAUUGCUAGAACGGGAGGAUUUGUGUUAGACGAAGAAGAUCAGAGCAUCACGAGGUCUGAUUUGUACUCUAAGGAGCUCUUCCACCAGUGUGUGUGGACUUCAUCUUUACAGAAUAAAGGAUCAAAAGGGAUGGCCUCAGGAACUGUCUGCAGUGAAAGUGUAUGCGUUAAUUACUGAGUUACCCAAGGACUCCAGUCUCUUUUAUCAUAACAACGGACAGCAAACUAGCUCUUAAAAUGAAACCGAAAACAACUGGUGUGCCUAGAGCUCAGAAGUCGAAGCCUUUUCCUGGUAAUGGACCUAACUGGGUUCUUAUUGCUGGUGGUGCCUUGUUAAGUACGUUAUCAAUACGCCUUGGCUACAAGCUGAAGCAAGCACUUGACAUAAAGCAGCAGGAGAAUGCCAGUAAUGGAAGUGGAAAAUCCCCUGGUAGAAGGAUGUCUGCAGGUUGCCACGUGCACUCAAAUGUUUAUUCCUUUACACAACAAGAUGAGGGCAGUUGCUUUCAUUGCAUUUCAGGAACUGAGAGCUUGAUGGAGAUGAAGUGCCUGCCUAAUGGGCAGAUGCUCACUGAAUCUGAUGGAGCCUUGCCUUUGGUGACGGUUCCAGCCCCUCAGUUUAACAAGGAGAAUGGCAUCGUAUGGGCAUCUUCUCCAGAUCGCCUUGAGAUGCCUCCAAAGCCUUUCCUACACCAUUCAAAUUGCUCAGAUUCUCCAUGUGUUUCAGACUCUGGCUCUGACAUCUUCAGUAAGCGGGAAGUAAUACAAAAACUUAGGCAACAAUUGAAGAGGAGAGAUGACAUGAUCCUAGAGAUGCAGGAUCAGAUUGUAGAGUUGCAGAGUUCACUGAAUGCUCAGCUGGCACAUUCUGGCCAUUUGCAAUCUCAGCUUGAUGCAGCAAAUAGGGACCUUUUUGAUUCUGAGAGAGAAAUCCAAAGGCUUAGGAAGGCUAUUGCAGAUCACUGUGUGGGACAUGUGAACUCCAACGACAAACCAGUCAUGGGUGCUAUAUGGCAAUCUGAAGUAAGAAACGGUAAUGGAAAUGGGUGUCUUGAUGGGGAGAACAAUUUUGAUGCCUCAGAAAAAGGAAAAGGGGAUGGAGAGAGGGUAGAUAUGCUGAGGAGGGAAAUAGGAGAAUUGAAGGAAGUGAUUGAUGGAAAGGAGUACUUGCUGCAGAGCUACAAGGAACAGAAAGCAGAGCUCUCUCUGAAAAUCAAAGAGUUGCAGCAGAGAUUAGAUUCUCAACUUCCCAAUAUUUUAUAGGCACUUGUAGUUGUGUAUUCUUGCUCGUUCUCUUUGAUUGGAGGUCUCCAGCUCAGAAGCUUCAUUUUCCUCCUCUCCUCGCCAUACGUAGUUUAGUUUAAUUCUUUUGAUGUGCGUGUAUGCAACUUGGUAAUGAGUGAGAGUUUGGGUUUGGACGGUCAAUACCUGGCAUAUGUGGGAGGCUAGUUUGACAAUU
Molecule: messenger RNA, 1656 nt
Organism: Argentina anserina (silverweed cinquefoil)
Lineage: Eukaryota; Viridiplantae; Streptophyta; Magnoliopsida; Rosales; Rosaceae
Exons: 7
Coding region: 435-1460 (341 amino acids)
Source: RefSeq, a predicted model, not a curated record